AUGGCCCUUAAGGAUCUCACCCUUGGUAGUGUGCUGCCCUCUGCACAACUUGGCACUACUUCCUCCUCAGAGGAUGAAGAGGAAGAUGAUGAUUAUGCAGCAAAGCAUGCCCAUCCAGAGGACCCAAUGAUGCCUGUGCCCAGAGAAACCCCAGAACGUCCUGAUGCAGACAAGAUUCAUCUGAAUAACAAUGACAUCAAAGUGACCUGCGGAACCCAAGAUGUGCAAUUAUCGAUCUUUUUGUGCCCAAUUUACUUUGCUGGCUACAAUGAGAGCCAAGUGGCUUUAAAUAAUCAAUUUGAUGACACCAAAUGCCAGGGAACAGUUGAUGCAUCGGCUUCUCCUCCUGUUCUCAAGUUUUCAUUUCCCAUCAGUGACAUUAACUCGACUUCCUGUGGAAACAAGCUGCUGAUCACCAGUGCUCAAGGAACGGGCGCUUUUAAAGACUUUUCAAACAUCCAGUUUGUCCAAGUCAGUGGUAUGAUAGAAACAAAUGACCCGGUAGCAAAUGUCAUAACAUAUAACCAGGAACUGUUGUAUUUGUAUUCCUGCUCCUACCCUUUGGAGUAUUUUAUCAAUGAUACUAGGGUGGAUGUGGCAGGAGUAAGUAUAGCCAUCAAGGAUAAUAAUGGUACUUUCAGGAGCACCCUCACUCUUCAGCUUUACAGUGAUGCAGCAUACACAAAUGCCUUGACUAUUCCAGAAUUUGGACUCACUUUGAAAACCAAGAUUUAUGUCGAAGUAAAAGCUAUCAAUUUAACCAACAAGUUCAAUGUCCUUCUUGAUCGCUGCUAUACUUCAACCUCACCUUUUCACUUAAAUUCUUCACAAACUUAUGAUCUCUUCAUUGGAUGUAAUAGAGAACAGCAGACCAACAUAGUGUCCAAUGGGCAGGAUCAAUUUGCAAGAUUCUACUUUGAGGCGUUCCGCUUCACUGAGCAUCGAAAUCUGUCUGUCUCUACCUUCUAUCUGCACUGCAUAACACGUCUCUGUGCACAAGCUGCUUGCAGUGACUUUUAUCAAUGUAACAGGAAAAAAAGAGAAGCACCACUUAUAGUCACUACUCCAGUACCGGUUAAAUUAUCUGAUCCUUCAAUAGUCAGCUCCAAACCAAUCACAACCAAGAAUGAUAAUGUGGUGAACACAAAUGGUGAUUCAGCCUUAGCUGCUCAACAAGCCUUAGGAGUGUAUACUGGACUGGGAGUUGGUUUGGGAAUCCUAGCAGUCAUCUGUAUUGUCAUGAUUGCAGCAGGUGUACUGGUCUACCGAAAAUCCCAGAAAAAAAACAACUUACCUUAG
This is a messenger RNA of Carcharodon carcharias (great white shark), 1299 nucleotides long. Its product is annotated as zona pellucida-like domain-containing protein 1. The coding region runs from base 1 to 1299 and encodes 432 amino acids. The record is from RefSeq and is a predicted model, not a curated record. Gene Ontology annotation, cellular component: cell surface. The transcript is spliced from 10 exons. Lineage: Eukaryota; Metazoa; Chordata; Chondrichthyes; Lamniformes; Lamnidae.